Molecule: messenger RNA, 1108 nt
Organism: Polistes dominula (European paper wasp)
Lineage: Eukaryota; Metazoa; Arthropoda; Insecta; Hymenoptera; Vespidae
Product: LITAF domain-containing protein
Molecular function (GO): zinc ion binding
Source: RefSeq, a predicted model, not a curated record
AAAUGAAAGUAUUUAGUUGUAAAAUAAAAUUUGACGAAUUAAGAUGUCACUACUGUACUUAUCGUAAAUCACAGUGGGUUCCUUUUUUUUUUAUGUUUAUCAUCACGUAAAGUGACUUAUAAGUUGAAGGUGUAUUCAAUAUUUUCAACUAUUGUGUGUACGUGAUUAAAAAAUAUUAGUGUAACUUAAAAUGAGUAAAAAUACUCCACCACCACCAUAUGAACCUCCACCCUAUGCACCUCCGUCUUAUAGUCAAACAGUGGGUGGAGUUCCACCUGCUAGUCCAUUUACGUCUGCCGAAGUGUAUGCACAAGGACCAGCUAUCGUAACUACUAUUGUCCCUAUGGGACCAGGACCAACUCAUACUAUUUGUCCACAUUGUCAAGUUGAAAUCGAGUCUACAACGAAAACAGAACCUGGCAUGAUCGCUUACAUUUCCGGUGUUGUAAUAGCUUUACUUGGUUGUUGGUUCGGUUGCUGUUUAAUUCCAUGUUGCAUUGAUGAAUGUAUGGAUGUACAUCAUACCUGUCCAAAUUGCAAAGCUUAUCUCGGACGUUAUAGAAGAUGAAUAUAUAUUUUGAUCUGGAAUCUUUAACAUUGAAUUUCAACAUUACGAUAUAAUUUUAUUUAUAAUUAUGAUAUUAUAUCUAAUACGAAAUUUAAUUGAUUUUAUUCUGCUGCUUCUCUUACAUAUUUAUAUUACAAGUGUAAUGAAUUUUCCAGAGUGUCUUGAAGGAUAAAAUGUAAAUAAUAUUUAAACUUUUCUUCCAAGGUACAAAAUAAUUAACAGUGUGUAAACGAUGAUAAUGGAGAGAGAGAGAGAGAGAGAGAGAGAGAGAGAAAUGAAUCAAAAAUGUCUUCUUAUCUAUUCAAUUCUUAUAUAUUAUCAAUCGAAAGUAUUCUCGUAUGGGAUUUAGUUGGAAGAAAUAUUAAAGAUGAAAGUUUAUUCAUCAAAUAUAUAUAUAUAUUUAUAAUAAAAAGAAGAAAAAAACUGCAAAUCUAUUUUGAUGAAAUUUGUCAAAAUAUAUUAUUUUUGUUAUUAGCUACUUGUUGAUUAUAUUGCGAGCACAUUUUUAAAUGCAGCUAUUAUUCUAUGAAAAUAAUAAAA